CCAACAGUCGAGAGCAUUCAUUCAAUAACCUCCAAGAUGUUUUCAUUCACAAGAGUACUCCGCAACGCAGAACACAUCGCUACCACCGGCAUUACCGGUCUUGCAGCUGUCGCCAAACCCCGCCCUGUCCUGCUCGAACACUACAAGAACACCCUCGCCGCCCUCUCCGAGCUGCCAUCGCAUGCCGUCUACAGACAAGCCACUGAGGCCCUGACAAAGCACCGUCAGAGUAUCGUUGAGGCUACCGAGAGUGCCGACGAGAUCGAGCAGAAGAUUGGUGCUGGUUUGAUUGAGGAGGUUAUUCUUCAGGCGGAGACUGAGCUAAGCCUUGCUAAGAAGAUGAAGGAGUGGAAGCCAUGGGAGGCUCUGGAGGAGCCAGCACCGAAGGGUCAGUGGGAGUACUUUGAGAAGAAGUAAGAUGGACAAAAGCGAAGCAUGUGCAGAAGAAU
Messenger RNA from Saitoella complicata NRRL Y-17804, 449 nucleotides. RefSeq lists its product as uncharacterized. The transcript is spliced from 2 exons. The record is from RefSeq and is a predicted model, not a curated record. Gene Ontology annotation, biological process: respiratory electron transport chain. The coding region runs from base 37 to 417 and encodes 126 amino acids. NCBI's taxonomy places the organism in Eukaryota, Fungi, Ascomycota, Saitoellomycetes, Saitoellales, Saitoellaceae.